Molecule: messenger RNA, 2400 nt
Organism: Magnolia sinica
Lineage: Eukaryota; Viridiplantae; Streptophyta; Magnoliopsida; Magnoliales; Magnoliaceae
Product: auxin-responsive protein IAA7-like
Exons: 5
Coding region: 936-2039 (367 amino acids)
Biological process (GO): regulation of DNA-templated transcription
Cellular component (GO): nucleus
Molecular function (GO): protein binding
Source: RefSeq, a predicted model, not a curated record
AUUUCUGGUGUAAAAUGUCAAUAGAAGAGAGAGGUUUUCUUUGGAUGUAGUGCAGGUGAGGUGUUUGUCGUGAGGGCACGCUUCUGAACGAUAUUUGCUGUCAUACUUGCGUGAGCAAUGCUCUAAUUCCGUUUGUGGUUUGGUUUUGAGAGAAGGAAUCUCUCACUAUUUCUCAAAAGAAAAAAAAGGAGGGAGAGAGAAGAACAAAAUAAACAGAACCCACAUGAUAGAAAAACCCUGCCAUUGCUUUUCUGUCUCUGUUUAACAGAUUUCGGAAUAUCUGGCUGUUUGGGGGCGUUAAUGAUAGUGUUUUCGAUCCGGGUUUUGGUUUUGGGAUUUGGGAGUGAGGAUUUUUCAAGGCUGGGGAAGGUUGGGUGGGUGGGUCUUUUAUAUAUUACGCUUGCACUUCUCUCAGCUGUGCUUUCCAUGGAUUUUUGUCUCUCUCUGUGAGCUUGGGGCUGUUAAAGAAGUGGUGUUUUUUUUCUUUCUGGUUAUCUGGGUUUUGAUUUUUGGAUUUGGGAGCGGGGAUUUUGUUGGUUUCAGAAGGUUGCUGUUGGAUUUUCUAAGCUUUGGUCUGUUCGUUUGUUGUUGGGGUUGAACAUGUGUUUUUGGAUGGGUUUUGGAGAUUGAGUUGUUUUCUAUGGGUGUUUUUUGUUUUCUCUCUUCGUCUUGUGCUCUGUUUUAGAGUUGUUUCCCGUUCAUCUUGUGCUGUGUUUUGAUAUGCUUGUUGUAGCCUCUGGCUUGAGAUUUUAGUGAAACUCUGGUGAUUUCAUGGUGUUUUACGACUUGGUUUUCUGCCAUUUCCUAGUUUUCGUAAACUUUGAAUUGCAAAGGUUUUUGUUUUUUUGGUAGUUUGAAGUAAAAGUUGGUUUUCUUUUCUUCUUCUUCUUUUAGUCUGGGUUUCUUUCAAUAUUUCUUUCCCUUGCUGAUAAAAAAUGGAGACAAACUCUAGAAAAGAACCGGGCCAGCAGCUGCUUGGUCUAAUAUCCAAUGAAAGAGAUUGGUUGGUGGAAGAUGGAGGAGGUUUUGGAGUCGCAGAGGAUAGAAAGCUAGAGCUGAGGCUUGCACCUCCUGGAGAUUGGCUACUCAAAGAUAAUACCAGCGGUAGUAGCAGCUGCUGCAGCAGAGAAAGAGAUGAAUUUCUUCUCUCCCUUGGAUGUGUGUCUGGGCCUCCCAAAACCAGUAAUCCUUCUGCUGGUGCAAAGAGAGGUUUUGUAGAUACAGAAGCUGGAGCUGCUAAUAGCAGUGGAAAUCAAAACCAGAAGAUUUCUUCACAGAAAGCUGGUGUCUUGUUUCCUUCUCAUCGGUCUUCUUCACCAUCUCCCUCAGCUUUUCAACAGUCUCAUCAGAGAAAACCAGCAUUUUUGCAGUUUCAAUCAACCCCAAGUUUGCCUGUUGCGGUAAAGGAAUCCUCACAGGCAAAUGGAACUAAGGGAGAGGUGCAGAGCCAUGAAAGGAAAGCUUGUUCUCCUGCAUCUGCACCUGCAAAUACAGCUGUUCCCAGAAGCUCUCAGACAAGAACUGGCUCUGCUCCUGUUGUUGGGUGGCCUCCGAUCCGUUCCUUUCGAAAGAAUCUUGGGAGCAGCUCUUCAAAACCUGCUCAGCAGAAUGAAGUUCCGAAAAUAGGUGAAAACACUGAAAGUUGCAAGAAAGGUUUGUUUGUGAAGAUAAACAUGGAUGGUGUCCCGAUUGGAAGAAAGGUCGAUCUCAAAGCUUAUGACAGCUAUGAGAAACUCUCUUCUGCAGUAGAUGAUCUUUUCAGAGGCCUUCUUGCAGCUCAAAGAGAUUCUCUUGCCAGUGGAAAUCAGAACAAAGUGGAAGAAAAUCAGGCAAUUACAGGUUUACUAGAUGGAAGUGGGGAAUAUACUUUGGUUUAUGAAGAUAAUGAAGGAGACAGAAUGUUGGUUGGUGACGUUCCAUGGGACAUGUUUGUAUCUACGGUGAAGAGACUGCGUGUGUUUAAGAGCUCUGAAGUUCCAGCACUGUGCCUUGAGAGCUGCAAGCAAGGAAAAACAUCACUAGCUUCAGGAGUGAGAUGAGAAAGAAAGCCGGCGUCUUUGUUUGUUUUUUGCAUUUGACAUUUUCCUCAUUUUGGUAAGAUUUGGAGCUAUAACUGCAUGGGGUUUUUUUUCCUUGGAGGAAUGGAUUUGAUCUUGUUUUUCCUUUUCUUUUGGAGGGGUUUGUACUUGUAGAAAAGAAAGAACGAAGGAACAAAAAUCCCAGGUGGCUGCAAUGUGGUUCAAGGAAUAUAUAUAUAUAUAUAUAUAUAUAUAUAUAUAUAUAUAUAUAUAUAUAUAUAUAUGAUUUUAGAAGGUCAUUAAAUGGCAAUUACAUAAUCCUAAUUAUCUAUUUUUAAUUAAUUAUAUUCUCACUAUUAAUUUUCGAAAUAUUUUCUUUUCA